Molecule: messenger RNA, 505 nt
Organism: Lecanosticta acicola
Lineage: Eukaryota; Fungi; Ascomycota; Dothideomycetes; Mycosphaerellales; Mycosphaerellaceae
Source: the annotation of a GenBank genome assembly
AUGCCUACUUCCAUCUCGAAAUUGAUGGCUCUCCCGCUCCUCAUGGCACCACUCAUCAUGGCCGCUGCGACGCCAUCUUCCGCUGAUGUGUUCGCGACCUCACUCGACAGUGCGUCCAACAAAGUCAUCCGUCGUCAUGCGUUCAAUCUUGCUAACCUCCACAGGCUGCCAGGAAUGCUGGGUCAACACGGCCACCCAUGCGAGUAGCCCGGCUUGCGGGGAGAAGAAUGGCACCUUCAUCGACGCUUCCAAGUGCCUGUGCGCGGACGGGAACCAGCAGCUCUUCGCCACGUGCGACAGUCCAUGCUCUCAAGAGCUAAGCAUCAGCAGCCUCUGCAGCGAAGUCGAGAAGGCGUACGGCGCCGACAACACCAAUAAUGUUGCGAUCAUCAUCAACGACGCGGAAGAUCCAUCGGGCGCUUCGACGACUUGUCCUGACAAUAGCUACUACGAGGUUUGCUGUUUCUGGGGAGGACCUUGCAGGUUCAGCAAUAUUCCUGCAUAG